Molecule: messenger RNA, 1279 nt
Organism: Sinocyclocheilus rhinocerous
Lineage: Eukaryota; Metazoa; Chordata; Actinopteri; Cypriniformes; Cyprinidae
Gene: bean1
Product: brain expressed, associated with NEDD4, 1
Exons: 6
Coding region: 147-884 (245 amino acids)
Source: RefSeq, a predicted model, not a curated record
GAACGGAUAUAAUCAAGACUGGCAAGAAUUACACCAAAACAUAUGAGAACCUCAUCCUUCUUUGCAAAAAGGAGAAGGUCAGAAUUGGAACCUGCUUGGUGGAUCGUUUAAGAUGUUACUAUAGGAAAGACUGUGGCAGGCAGUACAUGUUGAUGAAACUGAUUUGUUCAGUGAGCUCAAACCUGAGCAGUCAUGCUCAUGAGUACCCAGACUGCCAAGAAGGGGGUAAUGAAGCCAGCCUGCUGGUGUCCCCUCUGGUGGUGGCUGGCAUCGUCAUCGGCCUGGUGCUCUUCCUCUCCUGCGUCACCAUCAUUGUGGGCAGUCUGCGCAAAGACAGCCGCCUGCGCAACCCCCACCUGCAUGCCAGCUACGCUCCAGAUGGCCUCUCAUAUGGUGGCUCCAUUGGAGAGCUGAGGUCCACUUGUGUUGAGGACUUUCCCCCUGCAUUUGACUUUGACUCCUAUGUGGAGACGCUAUCUCAAGUCAACGUCAUGUACCCAGACUCUCCACCUCAUUAUGAUGAGUGUGUGGGACAAGGGACGCAGAUAUAUGUUCCUACGGACGAUCCGCCCCCCUACUCCCUCACAGACCCGUGCCGGGAGCAUCCCGCCCCACACCGUCACAGAGAGAUGGGGGAUCUGCUCGCUGGUGCAUCUUGGGUGUCAGCAAGUGGCUCUUCCCAUUACCCAACCAGACUACAGGACUUCAGGCACCAGCCAAUCGCCUCCAUCUCUUUGUCAGCCUUACCUUUAGAUGAGGCGCCCCCAUACGAGGCAGUAGUGAGUGAACAAAACCACCCUCUUCCUCUGAUGCCCCUGGAUCUGCUCAAACACACUACAGCGGAGAGCAGUCCUCAGGACAGCGUUUCCCACAGGAUCCUGUAAUCCGGGCCUCUCCUGCACACUCAUACGUCACUGUACCAAACCAGCUCCGAGAGGGACUCUAUUGUGUGGCUGGGGUCUCCUGAGUCGAGAGCUGAAACUGACACAAUUCCCUCUCACUUCAGUCGACACGGACACUGCACCUCCUGUUUUCUGUGACACAGAGGGAGCCGCCAUGAGAGCACAGGGCUAUCGACCACUUUUUUGUGCGUCACCUCACCUUGUCUUUUGCUUAUGGUGUAAUUAGAUAUCAAUGUGUGUCUUCUUUUACUGCUAGACUGAUAGAUGAUUUCAAUUUCACAAGCACCAAUUUCAACAACCAUUGAAAUGUGCCCUUCUGGAUGUCAGAAAAGACAAUAAACCUGGGGCCGCAAUAGAGAAAUUUACUAGUGCUGUCA